Molecule: messenger RNA, 746 nt
Organism: Abrus precatorius (Indian licorice)
Lineage: Eukaryota; Viridiplantae; Streptophyta; Magnoliopsida; Fabales; Fabaceae
Product: Werner Syndrome-like exonuclease
Exons: 1
Coding region: 39-647 (202 amino acids)
Biological process (GO): nucleobase-containing compound metabolic process
Cellular component (GO): cytoplasm; nucleus
Molecular function (GO): 3'-5' exonuclease activity; nucleic acid binding
Source: RefSeq, a predicted model, not a curated record
UCAGAAACUACAACCCUAACCCCGCGUCUCAUAUCACCAUGGUGGACCAAAACCUUUACCACGUUGCUUUCCACUCCCACACCAUUUUCACCCUUCUCACCUCCACCCCUUCCCUCGUCGACUCCUGGCUCUCCGACAUCCGCCGUCUCCACCAUCGUCGCCGCCGCAGCCUGAUCGUCGGUCUCGACGUGGAGUGGCGCCCCAACACCCACCGCAACAUGAACAACCCCGUAGCCACCCUCCAACUCUGUGUGGGGUGUCGCUGCGUCGUGUUUCAGAUCCUCCACGCGCCUUUUAUCCCUCGCUCUCUCAUUUCCUUUCUCAGUGACGCCAACCACACUUUUGUUGGUGUUGGGAUCGAAGAGGACGUGCAGAAGCUUCUAGAAUUCUACUCCCUCGGCGUAGCUAACUUCGUUGACCUUCGCUCCCUCGCUGUUGAGAAGCUUGGUGACCCUGAGAUGAAGAACGCUGGGCUGAGGAGAUUGGGCCUCCGCGUUCUGGGCCUCGAGAUUGAGAAGUCCAAGAAGAUCACAAGGAGUAAAUGGGAUAAUCUACGCUUAACUACGGAGCAGGUUCAGUAUGCUUCUCUUGAUGCCUUUGUUUCCUUUGAGAUUGGACGCCGUUUGAAUUCAACUAACGGGGUUUGACUCUUCGUAUAUGGUACUUUCUUAACAGUAUAAUACAGUUGGUGGUUUCAUGUUUUUUUUCUCUAGAACUAGUUGAUAAUGUUCUUCACGUCUUCAUUU